GGCCAUUGUAUUGUUGUUAGUUAACAGAAAUCGCUUCCUUAACUUUUCUAUUAUUUGUCGUAUGACUUAUUUAAUAUUACAUUAAAUUAAUAUUCAUCAAAUUUACACAUUAAUUACAGUAAUAUGUUAUUUUAUAGAAAAUAAAAAAUAGUAAUAACUGCUAAAUAAUUGUUUAACUUUGUCUUUUGUGUACAGAAUUUGUGGUUGAAAAUUUUGUACAUCUUUAUCAAACAAAUUAUGUGAAUUAAUAUUUUGAUGGAGUUUUUAGGACUCAAAACAUACCUAAUUUUUUUCCAAAAUGGCAAACAAACCAUGGAAUGCUGUUACUUUUUCUGCUGAUGAGAUUGCAAUGAGCCGUUGUAAAUCACCCGUUGGCUCAUCAGGUAGCAAUCGAAUAGUACGACAUGAACGAGGAGGUUCUGCUGAUACAGGCCUUAUAAAAGCAGAUAAUUUGUCAAGCUAUGCAUCAAGUGAGGAACCUAAUCAAUUUGGCAACAAUGAAGAAGACAGUGAUAUUUUCUAUAAUUCUUAUGGCACAUAUAAUGGAGGUGAAUUAACAGAUGAUGCAGAUGGUUCAAAAACUAAAGCUGCAAUGGAUCAUGUGCGUUUAAAAAUUGGACGUACAAAAGAUCUUAUACGUAGUGAGCAAACUGCUAGAGAUGACAAUGUAAAUGAAUAUUUGAAACUAGCGUCAAAUGCUGAUAAACAACAAUUGGCUCGUAUUAAAUCAAUUUUUGAAAAAAAAAAUCAAAAGUCUGCUGUUAAUAUUUCGCAGUUACAAAAAAAACUUGAAGCAUAUAAUAAAAGAUUAAAAGACCUUGAAACUCAUGGACUUACGACAUCACACCAUUUAAAACAACCUAAAGAAAUGUUAAGAGAUGUUGGUCAUGGUCUAAGGCAUGUUGGUGGAAAUAUAAGGGAUGGUAUUUCUGGUCUUUCUGGGUCUGUUAUGUCAAAACCACGGGAGUUUGCUCAUCUUAUUCGUAAUAAAUUUGGCAGUGCUGACAACAUAAACUCAAUUUCAAAAUUUUAUUUAGGAUCUAGUGAAGCAGAAUUAACAGAAGAUAACAGUGAUCAGAGCAGUCGAAACCACCAUGGUAGUGCUACACUACCUGGAGGAAUAGGUCUUCACACUUCUACUAAUAAUGGGGCUGUUGUAUCACGUAGUGAAGAUGGUGCUUCAGAAUGCAGUUCUGUUACUAGUGAAUCAAUACCUCCACGCACAAGUCAGGCACCACCUCCGCCAGCAUCUGCAUCACCAUCAUUAGAACCAGUUUGGGCAGAAUUAGAUCACUUGCGCUCCAAAAUAGAACACAUCAAGCAAUUAGUGUCUAAAGAUAUUGCUUCAUUAAAUCAUUCCCUACAAGAAGAACGUUUUCGUACUGAGAGAUUAGAAGAGCAAAUUAAUGAUUUAACUGAACUGCAUCAAAAUGAAGUAGAAAACCUUAAACAAACUAUUACAGAUAUGGAAGAAAAAGUGCAAUAUCAGAGUGAAGAGAGACUUCGAGAUAUACAUGAAAUGCUGGAAUCAUGUCAAACCAAAAUGUCAAAAAUGGAACAUCAACAAGCCCAACAUCAACAGUAUGUUACCUUAGAAGGCUUAGAUAAUUCUAAUGCACGAGCUUUGGUUGUAAAAUUGAUAAAUGUAUUACUCACAGUACUUCAAGUAGUAUUACUUCUUGUGGCCACAUUUGCUGGUAUUCUUAUGCCAUUUCUUAGGACUCGGUUACGAAUUCUUACUACAACUGUAGUUGUUGCAGGACUAUUUAUUGCAUUAAAACAGUGGCCAGAUAGUGUUAGUCUGAGUGACUAUCUUAUAAAUCACGGUAAACAGGCCUUUUUGUCGUUAAAAUAAAUUUUUAUGAUACUUCUAAUUUAUUGCUUGACACUAUAUAUUUAGUGGAUAAAAAUUAUAAUACUAUAUUUACCAUGACAAUGGAAAAAUAAUUAUAAAAGUAUUAGGAUACAAAAUUUUAUUAUCAUAUACAAUUUAUAUUAAUGUUAUUUUGGAAAAAAGACAAUAUACUAAUAUUCUCUUGCCCUAUCAUGACAUGUUUUUAAUUAAACUAAUGUAUUAUUUAUAUAUUUAUAUUUUUUUUAUUAUAUGAUUUAUAUUGUUUAAUUUAUUUGAUGAAUUAUCAGCAAUAUUAAGGUUACAAAAAAGCUACAAUACCUUAUGGUGAUAGUGGUUACAACGAAAUAGUAGAAUUUCACUAUUGAAUUUCACAAUUAUUUAAAAUGUAUUUUCUAUUCAACAUUAUAUAUAUUUUUUAUUUUUUAUAUUUCUAUAUUGAUUUUAAUUGUUAUAUUUUGCCCCACAUUCAUCCCAUUUAAAUUUAGAUACUAGUUGUGAUUUAUUAUUAUUUUAUAUUAUUUAUUAAUGUAUCUAUAUAUGAAUUUUUUUAAAGUAUAGUUCAUAAAUUAUAUAACCAAUUUAUACGUUUUAACAUAUUAAGAGAAUUUCGUAAGGAAUUAUUGUGUACUAUUAAUAAGUAUAUUUUUAUGUAUUUUUGAUAAAUGACAUAAAAAUAAAAAAUAAAUAAAUUGUAUAAAUCUAUCAUUCUAUUAAUAUUAACACUAUUAUAAAUAUCAAUUAUCUGAACAGAUGUAUAUUAUGUAUUACAAUUUGAAAAGAUUCAAAGAAACUAUAUAGAAAUAAAACAUAUGGUCAUAUUCUAGAUAUUUCUCAACAAAAUACUUUGUUUUGAAAUUCUAUUUAUAAGUGUAAAGUUUCAAAAAAGUAUAAGUAAGUAAUUUAUUAUGUUUUAGAGUUGUUUAAGUCGUAUUGCACAUUUUAAGUUACCUUAAUUUUAUUUUAAAAAUUUAACCUUGCAAUAAAUAAAAAAGGUAAUUAUUUCAACUUUGUCAAAGAAGUAUUCUGUAUUUUUGUAGAAACAUUUUUUAAAUUAGGGUUUAAUUAAAUAGAACAUGUAUUCUCCAUUCGAAAGUUCCUGUAUUUCUUUUAAUUGUUUAAUUUAAUGAUAAUCUGAUGUUAAUGUGAUAAAAAUUAAGGAUACUCAAAUUGUUUGACCAUUCUUAGUUGUGAUGCAAUGUCGAUUUUUUUAGUGUAACAAAUUAUGUUUUUUAGUAUUAAAUGUUAAUGUAAUAAAAAAAUAUGCUUGUACAAUAAAAAAAAAUUAAAAUUAUAACUGUGAAUUAUUUGUAAAAUUUUAUGUUAGAUUAAAUCUUCUUUUAUUAAUUUUA
Daktulosphaira vitifoliae (grape phylloxera) is the source of this 3204-nucleotide messenger RNA. RefSeq names its product transmembrane and coiled-coil domains protein 2 (gene Dmtn). The coding region runs from base 299 to 1855 and encodes 518 amino acids. Gene Ontology annotation, cellular component: endomembrane system. The record is from RefSeq and is a predicted model, not a curated record. Lineage: Eukaryota; Metazoa; Arthropoda; Insecta; Hemiptera; Phylloxeridae. The transcript has 9 exons.